Molecule: messenger RNA, 1479 nt
Organism: Melanotaenia boesemani (Boeseman's rainbowfish)
Lineage: Eukaryota; Metazoa; Chordata; Actinopteri; Atheriniformes; Melanotaeniidae
Gene: hnrnpa1b
Product: heterogeneous nuclear ribonucleoprotein A1b
Exons: 10
Coding region: 119-1171 (350 amino acids)
Molecular function (GO): RNA binding
Source: RefSeq, a predicted model, not a curated record
GUAAAAAGGCGUAUCCCUCCCUAUUUAUUGUACUGUUGACUAGCAGUUUAGUCUCGGCUGACGCAGAUCGCUGCUCUUUGGUGGUUACACAAGGAAUCUUCAAGGAUCCGUCUGCAAGAUGUCUAAAGACGUCCCACGUGAGCCGGAGCAGCUUCGCAAGCUGUUCAUUGGAGGCCUGAGCUUUGAGACAACAGACGAAAGCUUGCGUGCUCAUUUUGAACAAUGGGGGACCCUCACAGAUUGCGUGGUCAUGAGAGAUCCCAACAGCAAGCGAUCCAGGGGUUUUGGCUUUGUAACAUACUCGUCAGUACAAGAAGUUGAUGCUGCUAUGUCUGCACGCCCUCACAAGGUGGAUGGGAGAGUUGUAGAGCCUAAACGUGCAGUUUCCCGAGAGGACUCCAACCGCCCAGGCGCUCAUAUAACCGUAAAGAAAAUCUUUGUUGGCGGCAUUAAAGAAGAUACAGAAGAAUCACAUCUGAGAGAUUACUUUGGACAGUUUGGGAAAAUUGAGGUCAUUGAUAUCAUGACUGAUCGUAACACUGGAAAGAAGAGGGGCUUUGCGUUUGUAACUUUUGAUGACCAUGAUUCAGUCGACAGGAUUGUCAUCCAAAAAUACCACACAAUCAACUCUCACAACUGUGAAGUGAGGAAGGCGCUCACCAAGCAGGAAAUGCAAAGUGCAGGAAUGGGAAUGAGAGGCGGGCGCAACAGCGGAGGAAGACCAUAUGAUUAUGACAGAGGCUUUAACCAAGGUGGCAGGGGAAGGUAUGGAGACGGUCCAUACAAUUGCAAUGGAGGUGAUGGCGGCUAUGGAGGUGGCCCUGGUGGUCCUGGUGGAUACAACAAUGGUGGAAACCGAGGAUAUAACCAGGGUUACAACCAGGGUGGUGGUGGCGGCGGUGGUGGCGGUGGUUAUGGAGGAGGAGGAGGAGGAAACGGUUAUGACAGUAAUGGCUAUGGCAAUUGUGGUGGUGGUGGUGGUGGCGGCGGCGGCGGUGGUGGCGGCAAUAACUACAACAACAUGGGCCACUACGACCCCCAGGCUUCCAACUUUGGGCCGAUGAAAAACAACUUUGGUGGUGGUGGCGGCGGCGGUGGCGGUAGGAACUUUGGUGGCUAUGGAGGUGGCUCAAACAAUCCUGGUGGCUAUGGCCGUCCGGGACGAUUUUAAGAUCUGAAAUGGACUGAGUACUUAGGAGCAAGGAGAGGAGAGCAAGCGAAGUGACAGGGCAGCUGCAGGUUUACCUCCUAAAUCUGCUCAGCCAAACAGUUGUGGCAGGUUACAGCUGCUACAAGAAGAGAUGUACUGUAGAUAAAUCAUGGAGGGCCUUCAUUUAAACUUUGUGAUCUGUUUUUUUUUCUUUCACAUGUAUUUCUGGAAAGCAAGCAUUCCAAUGAGGGUUUUAUGUUUAAGUCUGGUUUUUAUUUGUAACUGCAUCCAAUCUGAAAUAAACCACCUUUCAGUUUUGUUUUUUAAAA